Molecule: messenger RNA, 183 nt
Organism: Ascoidea rubescens DSM 1968
Lineage: Eukaryota; Fungi; Ascomycota; Saccharomycetes; Ascoideales; Ascoideaceae
Exons: 1
Biological process (GO): regulation of transcription by RNA polymerase II
Cellular component (GO): nucleus
Molecular function (GO): RNA polymerase II cis-regulatory region sequence-specific DNA binding; DNA-binding transcription factor activity, RNA polymerase II-specific
Source: RefSeq, a predicted model, not a curated record
AGAUGUCCUAGAUGUCAAAAGCAAUUUAAGAGACCAUCAUCAUUACAAACCCAUUUAUAUUCUCAUACAGGGGAAAAGCCAUUUCAAUGUACAUGGGAGGGAUGUGGUAGAUUAUUUUCAGUAAGGUCUAAUAUGACGCGUCAUAUGAAGCUUCACGAAAGAGAUUUGAAGAAUCAAGAAAAG